AUGGUGAACCUCAAUAGCUUGUUGCCGCUCGUUCGCAUGAUCUUGUUUGGUGUCGUGACCCUGCUAUCGGUCAUUGUGUUCGCAUUGUCGGCGCACAUUAUUGACUACACUCGCGGCUACGGCUUCUACUGGAACUUUGCCGCCCUUUCGCUCGCAACUGGAAUUUUGACCUUCCUCACUCUGCCAGUGAUGUACUGGCUCUCGGUCACACGCACUGGCGCAUUCACUUCGUUUAUUGUAGUUGAAGUUGCUUGGCUCUGGUUCCUUUGGAUUAUGUGGAUCGCCAGUGCUGGCUCCACCGCCGCUGUUGUCCACCCUUCAGCUCAUGGUGGACUCGCUUCAGAGGCUCAAACCGUCCAAGCCUUUGGUUUCCUCAACUGGAUCUUCCUCAUGGUCUACACCACCACCCUUUUCGUCCUCUCCAUCAUGUCCCACGUCAAGGGCACCAGCGCCGUCUGGACCUCCUCCGUCCGGGAAUUCGACUUCAAUACUGCCGUUAACAAGACUGCGGUCCCUCCCGUCGCUGAAGGUGCCAACCCUGGACUUGCUCCUCAGUUCGAGAAGCAGCCGGAGCUCGCUCAGCAGAACCAACAGCAACCCCAGCAGGCAGGCUAUCCUCCUCAACAAGUACCUGUUACUCCUCAACAGUCGGGAUACGCUCAACCGCCCAAUCCUGGCUUCGCCGGCCAGCCCGUCAACGCCGUGCCUUCGUCUCCUCAAGUCUAA
This is a messenger RNA of Coprinopsis cinerea okayama7#130, 726 nucleotides long. RefSeq lists its product as hypothetical. The transcript has 5 exons. The record is from RefSeq and is a predicted model, not a curated record. Bases 1 to 726 code for a protein of 241 amino acids. Lineage: Eukaryota; Fungi; Basidiomycota; Agaricomycetes; Agaricales; Psathyrellaceae.